Molecule: messenger RNA, 5009 nt
Organism: Megalobrama amblycephala (Wuchang bream)
Lineage: Eukaryota; Metazoa; Chordata; Actinopteri; Cypriniformes; Xenocyprididae
Gene: nek9
Product: serine/threonine-protein kinase Nek9
Exons: 23
Coding region: 804-3593 (929 amino acids)
Biological process (GO): protein phosphorylation
Cellular component (GO): centrosome
Molecular function (GO): protein kinase activity; ATP binding; protein kinase binding
Source: RefSeq, a predicted model, not a curated record
UUUAUAGGGUUAAUGAUAUCCCAGAAGUUAUGACUAUAAAACAUAUUUGAACUAUAUUCAUUUGCAUAUGUUUGUCAGUUGUAAUCAGUUUGUGUCUUAUGUGGUGUAAAACGAUCCUGUCAGAGUGUGUGAGGUCAGAUCAUAUUCUGGCAGCUCAUUUAGUCAGUAAUAUGUGAUUGUUUAUGAGAUCUAGAUCUCGUCAGCGGUUAUGAAGAAUAGAUGAGUUGUGCUGUAAUAUAUAUGGACAGUAUGAAGUGUGAGCUGAUACACAGCCGUCGACAAUGAUCAAAUCAAAUCAGAAACACUUGAAAGAAUUGGCAAAACUAACAGUCUGAGGAACUUUAUUUUAUUAUUAUUUUUUAAACUAUUGUGUAUUUCACUGGUCGUAUGUAGGGUCGCGGGUAUUAUUAAAUAAGUUGUAAUAAUAAUAAAAAAAUCGAAUUUAUUUAUUUUAUGCUGGAACGAUAUUUUGAAAUAAAUGCCCGUGAGCAGAAAGCGAGUCACUUCCGGUUCCGGCAUCGCUUGUUGUUUCUCUCCGAAUCGACUCUCAAAGAUUCAUUCGAUUCGCUUGAUGAAUAUACGUGCUUGUUCAAAACAAACGAAUGACUGAAUCGAUUCCCUGUCGGAAAUGACUCCCAACAGCAACUUCGUCUUGUGUAGUUCAGUUCGGAAAAGAAGAAACGCGGCACGAGGAAAGUAGUUUAAUGUAAAGACUAAAAGUGUGUCUUUUGCAGUGGUUUGAGGCGAUCUUUGAGGUGAACUGAAGCAGGCCGCGUUAUUGUGAGUCGUGUUGAGCGUGUAAGAUGUCUCUGGAGGAGUAUGAGAGGCAUUACGCCUCUUUAAAUUCAGAGUCUGGAUGCGAAUCUGUCAAUGGAAGAUCGUCAACAUCUGGGACUUACGGCGGAGAAGAGGAGAAGCUGCAUUACAUUCCCAUUCGAGUGCUGGGAAAGGGCGCGUUUGGAGAAGCGACUCUGUACAGACGCACUGAGGAUAACUCUCUGGUGGUGUGGAAGGAGAUCGACUUGAACUGCCUGUCGGACAAGAAGCGCGGAGACGUGAUGAACGAGAUCAGCAUCCUGUCCAUCCUUCAGCACCACAACAUCAUUGCAUACUUCAACCACUUCAUGGACAAAAACACACUGCUGAUCGAGCUGGAGUACUGCAACGGUGGAAACCUUUAUGAAAAGAUCAACCAGCAGAAAGGAGCGCUGUUCAAAGAGGACGUUGUCGUAUGGUACUUGUAUCAGAUCGCCGCAGCUGUCGCUCAUAUACAUAAAGCCGGUGUCCUCCACAGGGACAUCAAAACGCUGAACAUCUUCCUCACCAAAACCAACCUGAUCAAGCUGGGGGAUUAUGGGUUGGCCAAGAAGCUGGACUCACAGUAUUCCAUGGCUGAAACUUGUGUCGGGACUCCAUACUACAUGUCUCCUGAGCUGUGUCAAGGAGUCAAGUACAACUUUAAAUCGGACAUCUGGGCCAUGGGAUGUGUCUUAUUUGAGCUGCUGACCCUCACCAGGACUUUUGAUGCCACGAAUCCUCUGAACCUGUGUGUGAAGAUCGUGCAGGGCAACUGGACGAUGGAGAUCAACUCGGACGUUUACACGUCUGACCUCAUCAGGCUGGUGUACGAGUGUUUAGAUCAGGACCCUGAGAAAAGGCCGACAGCGGAGCAGAUUUUAGAGCGGCCCGUCAUCUCUCGAGUGAGAGCAGAGCUGGAGGAGAGGGUUGCAACGCUUAAUUCAGCCAUCAAGAAACCCAAGCUGAGCACAGCGACGGAGACGUCAGUGGCGGUGGUGACGACGCGCUCGCGCGAGGUGUAUUUCUGGGGCGGAGGCAAGUUCACCCCUCAGAAGCUGGACAUGUUUAAGGGAGGCAGCAGUGCGCAGCACGUCUGCGCUGGAGAAACGCACUUCGCAGUGGUUACUGUCGAGAAGGAGCUCUACACUUGGGCUAGCGUUCAGGGAGGAGCGAAGAUGGUGGGCCAGCUGGGUCACGGUGACCAGGCCUCGUACCGGCAGCCACGGCGCGUGGAGCGUCUGCAGGGCAAAGCCAUCAGACAGGUGUCCUGCGGGGCCGACUUCACCGCCUGCGUCACCGACGAGGAUCAGAUGUACAUGUUCGGCUCGGACUAUUACGGCUGCCUGGGAGUGGAGAACGAACACGGCAUGGAGGUGCUGGAGCCGGUCCUGCUGGAGUUCUUCCAGGAGCGUCCCGUCAAACAGGUGUCCUGCGGGGACAAUCACGUGGUGGCGCUGACUCAGAGCGGGGACAUCUACUCCUGGGGCUGUGGAGAGCACGGUCGACUCGGUUUGGACUGCGAGGAUGAUUUCUCCUCUCCAAUGCAAGUGGAGGCUCCUAAAGGCGGCCUCAUCAACUCCGUGUUCUGUGGCAGCGAUGGAACCUUCUUCCUCACGGUGUCUGGGAAGGUUUUAGCCUGCGGGAACAACGAGCUCAACAAACUGGGUCUGAAUCAAGGCAUCACUGGAAUCAAAAACCACUCGGGAGAAAGUUAUCAGGAGAUCCCGUACACCACCACACUCACGUUGGUCAAGCAGCUCUCGCGCUUCAAGAUCCAGUUCAUCUCUCCGGGAAAGGCCCACACCGCCGCCAUAGACGAGCGUGGCCGUCUGAUGACCUUCGGCUGUAACAAGUACGGGCAGCUGGGAGUCAAAGACUUCAAGAAGCACCAGCGUGUUCAGAUUCUGGUGGGGCCCUUCGGAGGGAAGGUCGUCACCAAGGUGUCGUGUGGAGACGGAUUCACCAUCGCCGCCACAGAGGAUAACCAGAUCUUCGCGUGGGGGAACGCAGGGAACGGCCGUCUGGGGAUGCCGGCCGAUAAAGGCUUCGGCUCCGAGGUCUGUCCGGCUCUUCCUCGCCCCAUCUUUGGCUCCUUACACCACGUGCCGGAUCUGUCCUGCAGGGGCUGGCACACCAUCCUCAUCAUGGAAAAAGUCCUGAACUCAAAAACCAUCCGUUCAAACAGCAGUGGACUGUCUAUUGGAAGUGGUCAGUGCUCGACCUCCUGUGUGGAUCUGGAGACGGACUCGGCCACAGACUCAGAGCUGCGUGAGGGGAUGCUGGGAGGAACCGUGGAGGCCGAUCUGAAUGACAGAGGUCUGGAGGCGCCCAUCUUCUCCAUAGACGGAAAGACCGGCGAGAGCUCCUGCCCCUCAUGGCUGCGCAAGGAGCUGGAUGACGCGGAGUUCAUCCCCAUGCCGAACGAAUCCGGAGACUCCAUCGAGCCGCUGGCGUCCUCCUACACCAAGAGCGCCACGCUGCCGUACGAGGAGCUGGACCAGCUCAAAGCCGCCACCGCCACCGCCACAGGAAAGAGUCUGAUGCCGACGGCGUGUGUGGAUUACGAGCGGAUGAACGGCGUGGAGACGAGCCGAUCUGAUCAGAGCUGCUGUGGAGCGAGCGUCGAGCUGGCACACCUCAGAGAAACAGUGAACCGGCAGGAAGCUCAAAUCCAGCUGUUACAGAAGCAGUUCAGCGAUCAGCAGAAGGAGAACGAGAGACUGUGGAAGGCCAUUCAGAGCCUCCGAGCAGACGCUGAGCUGCAGGACGUCAGUCAGAGCCGUGAGGAAGAGUGAGAAUCACCGUCAGUAGUUAUCAGUGCGUACGGUGAGUAUGCUAGAGCUAAAGGGGUUCGCCAAAAUCACCAGUGCCUUUUCAGAACAGCCAAAGACUCUCAUGCUGCUAAUGUCAAGCCAAAGCCUUCCUGAUCUUUACUGCUGUGUUCGAUGUGUGUGGCGGCACCGGCGUCAACAGUGUGUGGGAUGCGUUUAAUCGAGUAACGGCAGAGCAAUCGUGAGACGAUCCUCCAAGAAUGAAUGUAAGGAAAGUGUCAUAAACCGGUCGGUUCAGUCCAUGUGACGUGGGAUUUGCUUUCAUAAUGAACAUUUAGUUUCACAUGUUUUCAAAGCAGCUCUUUUAAAGAGAUGAACUGUUAACUCUUUCCUCACCAGUGUUUUUUUGGGGUUUUUUUUUAAAGUCAGCACCAGCAUUUUUGAUCAUUUUCACAAACCUUUCAUGGCCCACAGUAUAUUUUGUUGUAUGGAUAUCUGAACAUGCAAUAUAUCAAACAAACCCAUUUUAUUUUAGCUUCAUGCUCUCUUGAAUGUGGCAAAGUUUCAUAAAAAGCAGCAUUUUGAACAAAAAGCUGAGAAAAUCAAGUCUACAGUGUUUCUGCUGCUGCUUCGCCCGUGUUUUGAUCUGGAGAUUCUUUCAGAAGAUGUGUAAUAGCGCCCCCUUCUGUAUAACGGUGGAAACAUGCCAUUCUGUCAGCGGCGGGGAAAGAGUUAAGCUCUGUAUGUGUCAGUGUUAAUGUCAGUGCACACUUGUUAUUCUCACAGGUUUCAUCUUUCCUAUGCAAGCAGGUCGAAUGCAACUGAUGUAUUUCAGUCAAAGGUUUUAUAAGCAAACUUUAAAGCUACUUCAUGUAUGAAUGUGAAGCCAAAACACGCGUUAUGGGAUGGGACACGUAUGCAUGUCCUGUUUCUGCUGAGAUGUGCAACUAAAGACGCUGUGUGCCUUAAAUCACAUGAUAUCCGAGUCAUGCGUACACGUGUCAAAACUACUGAAUUUAUUGCUUUUUGUUGUAUUUCUGGAGUAUUCUUGCUUAUUUUGUGUACAUUGCCAAAUAUAGCGACACCAAGUGCUUUGUGCAGAGGUUAACCGCAGCACGUCCACAUGAGCUCUGAGACUGUAGACCGUAUCCAGAUCGGCAGCUCACGUGUUCUCGUUCUUCUGCCUCUCUCCGGCCACUUUGACAUUGACAUUGACAUUCGCAUGUUUUUGAAGCAACUGCAACCAGAUAUGUUUUUGUUCUUCGUGUCUAUCUUAUCUGGAGAUUGGUUUUUUUUCCCCCAUUUUCUAUACUCUGAAACUGUAUCAUAUAAUUAUGGGACUUGCUCUUGAGGUGUUUUUAUGCUUUGUACACUCAUAUCAGACACUGACUGAUGCACAUUUUUAAUAAAAUGAAAAUUAAAAAGUUGAACAAAAUCUCA